UCUUAGUUCGUCAUUAUAUAAAUGCAUUAUUUGAAUUACAGAAAGAACCUGAUGGCAUAGUAUCUGUUAAAUUUAAAGAUUCAUUAAGUGCCGAAGCUUGUGUGCUGAAAAUGAAUGGGAGAUUUUUUGCUGGACGUAGAAUCGAAGCACAAAUAUUUGAUGGUAAACAAAAAUACCAAAAGACAAGUUCUAAAUCAAAUGAAACUGAAGAAGAAGAAUCUAAUAGAUUGGAAAAAUAUGCAAAAUGGUUAGAGCAAAAUGAUAGCGGAGGCAAAAAAGAUAAUUAA
Scutellospora calospora is the source of this 287-nucleotide messenger RNA. The record is from the annotation of a GenBank genome assembly. NCBI's taxonomy places the organism in Eukaryota, Fungi, Glomeromycota, Glomeromycetes, Diversisporales, Gigasporaceae.